Camellia sinensis is the source of this 1338-nucleotide messenger RNA. RefSeq names its product reduced lateral root formation (gene RLF). Gene Ontology annotation, molecular function: cytochrome-b5 reductase activity, acting on NAD(P)H; heme binding. Gene Ontology annotation, cellular component: cytoplasm. NCBI's taxonomy places the organism in Eukaryota, Viridiplantae, Streptophyta, Magnoliopsida, Ericales, Theaceae. The record is from RefSeq and is a predicted model, not a curated record.
GUUAUUUUGACUUUUGGCCAUCAUGUAGUCACAGAAAAGAAGGGUUCCUUCCAAUGUGCCUUGGAUUGGAGCUCUCCAAACAAACAAUCAAUCACUGCGGUGAAGAAGAAGAAGAAGAACACCAUCCCGCGAAAACCCAUCUCAACUCUCUCGCAACAAGGAUAAAUCUCUCAGGUUGUUCUAGUGACUGAUAGUGUGAUAUGGCGAGCAAUGAUGAUUUCACAUUCUGUCAGAUUGGUUUACCUGCUGACCAAGAUGGUCUUGAGGUGUCUAAGGCUGUGCCAGAUGUCAGUGGUGUCACCAUAAAAGAUGACUCUGCAAGCGACGCUAGUUUUAAUCAGAGUAGUGGCAUUCUGUGGAAAGAUAAGUUGCCAAGUAAUGGCAUUUCAAAGAGGGAGACAAAGAUUGGUUUACCUGCUGACCGAGAUGGUCUUGAGGUGCAGAAGGCUGUGCCAGAUGUCAGUGGUGUCCCCAUAAAAGAUGAGUCUGCAAGCGAAGCUAGUUUUAAUCAGAGUAGUGGCAUUCUGUGGAAAGAUAAGUUGCCAAGUAAUGACAUUUCAAAGAGGGAGACAAAGGUUGGUUCUUUGUCUUUUAGUGUUAUUGAUACGUCUCCCGGAGAAAAGUUGACUGAACUGCCAAAACAAGCAGCACCUGAAGACACUGGAAACUCAGUUAACAGUUCACAGCAACAGAAGACUCCUGAUAGGAAGCCUGCACCUCGGGCCAAAGUUCCUUUUGAGAAGGGUUAUAGCCAAAUGCAUUGGCUUAAGCUUACCCAAACGCAUCCUGACCUUGCAGGUUUGAAGGGACAGUCAAAUAGGAGGCUUAUUGCCUUGAAUGAAGUUAAACAACACCAAACAGAAGGCGCCAUGUGGACUGUUCUUAAAGGUCGUGUGUACAAUAUAGCUCCAUAUAUGAAAUUUCAUCCAGGAGGUGUUGAUAUGCUGAUGAAGGCAGUUGGAAAAGAUUGCACAUCUUUAUUCAAUAAAUACCAUGCUUGGGUGAAUGCUGAAGCCUUGUUGGAGAAGUGCCUUGUGGGUAAUUUAAAUGAUAGCAAGUGAAAACCAACUAUAUUAAAACAAUUCAGAAGAUAUUCUUUGAUCGGUUCAUCAUACCGAACAUAUGACUUGACAAAUGCAAAUUAUAUUGUUUUCAUUUUUGUUUAUUUUUUUUUUUGAAGUGUAAGCUGUACAAUCUUUACUCGAUGAUCAUACCAUUUUGAAUAAGUUUGAUCUCACAUACUUUGUUUUGUAUGAUACUGAUAAUGGGGAUAAAAUGUGUAUCUCAACUUGAUUAUUCUUUCAAUACAAGUAAAAUGCUCUAUAGAUUUACUUGAUG